AUGUCGAUUCCAGAGUUAACUACAGGUGAUUUCCAUAAGAUAUUCACUAACCAAGAGAGAUACGAUAACCCAAAUGGAGGGGUGUAUCAGGUUUAUAACACUAGAAAAUCUGACAGUGGUAAUGCUAAUAGGAAAAAUCUAAUUAUGAUUUGUGAUGGUGUACACCAUAUGAAAGCUUUAUUGAGAAAUCAAGCUGCUACAAAGUUUCAACAAAAUGAACUACAGAGAGGUGACCUUAUCCGUGUUACUGUUGCAGAACCUGCAAUUAUUAAGGAAAGAAAGAAAUAUGUGUUAUUAAUUGAUGAUUUUGAAUUGGUAAGAUCUGGUGCUGAAGUUAUUGAACAGACUACUGAGUUUUUAGAUGCCUAUUUCAUGCAACACCAAGAUGAAGUCUUGGGUGAGUCUGCAUCUUCUACUACAGCAGCAGCACCACAAUCAGGUGCCACCGCUGCUGCUUCAAGUGCUCCAGUCGCCACUACAACUCACCAAUCUAAUUCUACUAGUCAUCAAAAUAAUACAAUGUCAGAUUCUCAAAAAUCAAGACCAAUCUUUGCCAUCGAACAAUUGUCACCAUAUCAAAAUGUAUGGACUAUUAAGGCAAGAGUCUCAUAUAAGGGUGAAAUUAAGACUUGGCAUAAUCAAAAGGGUGAAGGUAAGCUGUUUAGUGUAAACUUCUUAGAUACCUCUGGUGAAAUUAGGGCAACUGCUUUCAAUGAUAUGGCAACUAAAUUUAAUGAAGUUUUGCAAGAAGGUAAAGUUUAUUAUGUAUCAAAAGCGAGAUUACAACCUGCUAAACCUCAAUUUUCCAAUUUGUCACAUCCAUAUGAAUUAAGUUUAGAUAGAGAAACUGUUAUCGAAGAAUGUCAAGAUGAAAGUAAUGUUCCAAAGACUCAUUUCAGUUUUAUCAAACUUGAUGCAAUUCAAAACCAGGAAGCUAGUUCUACCGUGGAUGUUUUGGGUGUUAUUCAAACUGUUAACCCACACUUCGAGUUAACUUCAAAGGCAGGUAAAAAAUUCGAUCGUCGUGAUAUCACUAUUGUCGAUGAUUCAGGUUUCUCCAUUUCUGUUGGUUUAUGGAACCAACAAGCCUUAGAUUUUAAUUUACCAGAAGGGUCUAUUGUUGCUAUUAAGGGUGUUAGAGUUAGUGACUUCGGUGGUAAGUCCUUAUCAAUGGGUUUUAAUAGUACUCUGAUUCCAAAUCCUGAAAUCCCAGAAGCUUAUUCUUUGAAGGGUUGGUACGAUACAAGUGGUAAGAAUGAGAACUUUUCUUCUCUAAACCAAGAAGUUGGCGGUGCUCCAUCUUCUGAUAACUUGAUGAAGUUUAUUUCUCAACGUACAACUAUUGCAAAAGCUCAAUCUGAUAAUUUAGGAAAGAGCGAAAAGGGUGAUUUCUUCAGUGUUAAAGCCUCUGUUAGUUUUCUAAAGGUUGAUAAUUUUGCAUACCCUGCUUGUACUAAUGCCGACUGUAAUAAGAAGGUCAUCGAACACAAUGGUUCUUGGAGAUGUGAAAGAUGUGAUAAAACAAGUGAACAGCCAGAAUGGAGAUACAUGCUAACGAUAUCUAUAAUGGAUGAAACUGGCCAGAUGUGGUUGACACUAUUUAAUGAUCAAGCUAAACAGCUGCUUGGAAUUGAUGCCAAUAGUUUAAUAGAGUUAAAAGAUAGCGAUCCCGAUGCUUUCAGUAAAAAAACACAAAGCAUUCAAAUGAAUCCAUAUGAUUUUAGAAUUAGAGCAAGGGAAGAUAAUUACAAUGACCAAACUAGAAUAAGAUAUACUGUAUCCAACCUACACAAGUUAAAUUAUAAAGUAGAAUCCGAUUUCUUAGCCUCUGAGCUUUCGAAGGCAUUAUUGAUAUAA
This is a messenger RNA of Vanderwaltozyma polyspora DSM 70294, 1857 nucleotides long. It is a transcript of the gene RFA1, whose product is annotated as replication factor A subunit protein RFA1. Gene Ontology annotation, cellular component: nucleus. Gene Ontology annotation, molecular function: DNA binding. Lineage: Eukaryota; Fungi; Ascomycota; Saccharomycetes; Saccharomycetales; Saccharomycetaceae. The record is from RefSeq and is a predicted model, not a curated record. Bases 1 to 1857 code for a protein of 618 amino acids. The transcript has a single exon. Gene Ontology annotation, biological process: DNA replication; DNA recombination; DNA repair.